Molecule: messenger RNA, 4267 nt
Organism: Camelus dromedarius (Arabian camel)
Lineage: Eukaryota; Metazoa; Chordata; Mammalia; Artiodactyla; Camelidae
Gene: CYBB
Product: cytochrome b-245 heavy chain
Exons: 13
Coding region: 94-1806 (570 amino acids)
Biological process (GO): superoxide anion generation; defense response
Cellular component (GO): NADPH oxidase complex; plasma membrane
Molecular function (GO): superoxide-generating NAD(P)H oxidase activity
Source: RefSeq, a predicted model, not a curated record
GAUUGCCCCAAGGCUGCUGUUUUCAUUUCCUCAUGCGAAGAAGAAACAUAGCAGAGAAGAAAGGCAGACUCAAGGCAUUGAACCUCUGCCACCAUGGGGAACUGGGCUGUGAAUGAGGGCCUCUCCAUCUUUGUCAUUCUGGUAUGGCUGGGGAUGAAUGUCUUCCUCUUUGUCCAUUUCUACCGGUAUUAUGCUCUUCGAGAGGAGUUCUUUUACACUCGAAAACUUCUUGGGUCAGCGCUGGCACUGGCCAGGGCCCCUGCAGCCUGCCUGAAUUUCAACUGCAUGCUGAUUCUGCUGCCAGUCUGUCGAAAUCUGCUCUCCUUCCUCAGGGGUUCCAGUGCGUGCUGCUCAACAAGAAUUCGAAGACAAUUGGACAGGAACCUCACCUUUCAUAAAAUGGUGGCCUGGAUGAUUGCACUUCACACUGCGAUUCACACCAUUGCACAUCUAUUUAAUGUGGAGUGGUGUGUGAAUGCCCGAGUCAACAAUUCGGAUCCUUAUUCAAUAGCACUCUCUGAGAUUGGAGAUAAGCCUGGUGAAUCUUACCUCAAUUUUGCACGAGACAGAAUCAAGAAUCCUGAAGGAGGCCUGUACGUGGCUGUGACUCGGUUGGCAGGCAUCACCGGAAUCGUCAUCACGCUGUGCCUCAUAUUAAUUAUCACCUCCUCCACCAAAACCAUCCGGAGGUCUUACUUUGAAGUGUUCUGGUACACACACCAUCUCUUUGUGAUCUUCUUCAUUGGUCUCGCCAUCCAUGGAGCUGAGCGAAUUGUACGUCGGCAGACGUCAACGAGUUUGUCGGAACACAGACCAGAACAAUGUUAUCAAAACAUCUCACAAUGGGGAAAAAUAGACAAAUGCCCAAUCCCAGAGUUCUCUGGAAGCCCUCCUAUGACUUGGAAAUGGAUAGUGGGGCCCAUGUUCCUGUAUCUCUGUGAGAGGCUGGUACGGUUUUGGCGAUCUCAGCAGAAGGUGGUCAUCACCAAGGUGGUCACUCACCCUUUCAAAACCAUCGAGCUACAGAUGAAGAAGAAGGGAUUCAAGAUGGAGGUGGGACAGUACAUCUUUGUCAAGUGCCCCGCGGUGUCCAAGCUGGAGUGGCACCCUUUCACACUGACCUCGGCCCCUGAGGAAGAUUUCUUUAGCAUCCAUAUCCGCAUCGUUGGGGACUGGACGGAGGGACUGUUCCAGGCCUGUGGCUGUGAUAAGCAGGAGUUUCAAGAUGCCUGGAAACUACCUAAGAUAGCUGUUGAUGGGCCCUUCGGCACAGCCAGUGAGGAUGUGUUCAGUUACGAGGUGGUGAUGUUAGUGGGAGCAGGGAUUGGAGUCACGCCCUUCGCUUCCAUUCUCAAGUCAGUCUGGUACAAGUAUUGCAAUAACGCCACCAAUCUGAGGCUCAAAAAGAUCUACUUCUACUGGCUGUGCCGGGACACACAUGCCUUUGAGUGGUUUGCAGACCUGCUGCAGCUGCUGGAGACCCAGAUGCAGGAGAGGAACAAUGCCGGCUUCCUCAGCUACAACAUCUACCUCACUGGCUGGGAUGAGUCUCAGGCCAGUCACUUUGCUGUGCACCACGAUGAGGAGAAAGACGUGAUCACAGGCCUGAAACAAAAGACCUUGUAUGGACGCCCCAACUGGGACAAUGAGUUCAAGACCAUUGCAGGUCAACACCCCAAUACCAGAAUAGGAGUUUUCCUCUGCGGACCGGAAGCCUUGGCGGAAACCCUCAACAAACAGUGCAUCUCCAACUCCGACUCUGGCCCUAGAGGGGUGCAUUUCAUUUUCAAUAAGGAAAACUUCUAACUGGUCUCUUCCACGAGGAAACCAAUGUGGCUUGUACUGCCAAAUGCCCAAAUAAUGUCAGUUAAUAAUAGAAGUCCCCCCUUUAAACAAAAGGAGAAAAAGAAACUAUAAUGCGAUGGUUUUGCCUGAAAGGAACGUCAAGGAUUGUUUGAUAGUGAUAAUUUGCAUUUGUAUGAGGCUUUUUGGUUUUCAGAGCAAUUUUAUUAACAUUUUUUUCUUCACAGUAAUGCCAGAGAGAGUUAGGGCAAGGAUUCCCAGACUCAGUUUUUAGGAUAAAAUAAAUGAGACCUCAAAAUGGUGAAGUAACUUCCCUAAGAUUAUGGAGCUGAGACAGGCUCUAGCCCUCUGGCUCCAGGUUUGGUCGUCUUUCAACAGUACCAGGCUGCCUGGAGAUAGGUUUGUAUGCUCUCCCCAAAGAAGUAGCUAUUCAUUUUUCCUUUGGCACCAUCUUUGUUAUCAUUACUAUCACAUUGAAGGAAAGUUUCCAAAUGGGAGAUUAUCUAUGCUGAGAGUGAUCCAUCACUUAAUAGUGACAGUGAACUCCAGUUUACCAAUACAGCAGCCUAACUGGGUCAGAGAUUCUUCCUACAAAAGAAUAUUAGACUGACUGGAAUUAAUGUAUUACCCAGCAUUUACACUGGUGCUUGGCAGAGAGUGGAUACUCAAUGAAAGUUUGUUGAAUGAAUGAAUGAAAAGGCAUUUAGAACCAUACAGUGCCAGGGUAGAAUUAAUUGAAAGCCUUCAACAGAAUUAUCUGAGGAAAUCACUUCUUAUCCUCUUGGAGACCAAAGAAACCUGCUUCUCUUGAGAGCAAAGAACAGGCGAAGGUUAGUAACCAAUAGGUUGUCCUGGAGUUUCCCUCACAUUCUGACUUGAAGCACGCAGGAGAGGGAGAUGGGGACAGAGAACUGAACGCCUGUCAUAACUCUGGCUGGCUCCUUGAGUCCUGCUCCCUGUGUUGUAAAAGAGAUGCAAACUGAUAUAUUGCCUGAAAGGGUCUCCUCUAGCCAGCACUCGUGAAUUCGGAGUUGAGAAUUGUGACAGAUGUGUAUCUGACAGGCCCAUCUGCUUUAAAUGGCAGCCACCCUUUGUUCUACCUAAACACUCACAUGCAACAUGGAUAUUACUGCUGCAACUAAUGGUUUAUUGUUCUGUUAUUAUCACCAUCAUGAUGACAUUUACAUCCCAGAAACUAAAAGCCCUACCUUACUGUGUAGGUUUUGAAUUCAUACCCAAUAGAAUGUUCUGUAUAUCUGUGAGUUUGAAAGUCUCUAAAUCACUAUUAGUGUGGCCCGAAAAGUUUUUUCCACCCCCUCAGAACUGCUUCUACUUCUGGGAACUAAAAACAGAUUUAUUUGUUACAUCACCUGGGGCCACAGAUGUUUAGAACUAUUUAACUUUAAUAACGAGAAAGAAAGAGAAGGGAGCAGGGGAAGGGCAGAAGCCUGGGCUGGGAGGAAAGGGAAGGGAGGGAAGAGGGAAGAGAAGAAGAGUGAGAGAAAGCAAAAAAAGACAACAAGGAAGGGGAGGAGGAGGGCGUCUCGCGCUGGUCACUUUCUGCCCCAGAUGUCUUAAAGUCCUGUGUGUAUUGAAUGUAAUUGCAGGAGCUAUACACAUACGCAUUUUAUUUUGAUUACACAUAGUAUUGAAUCUGAAAUUCUGGCCACAAGUUUGAUGCUGAGUGGAUAUACUCAGGGGCUUGGGAUGAACUAGUAAGAACAUAGUUGUUCUUUUGGGUUCCCAGGAUGCCCAGGACAUGGAGGGUCAGUCCUGACAAGUCAGGCUUGCUUUGGGAAUGUGGCCACCCCACCACGUCCCAGAACUGUUUCUGCGUAGAGGAACUUAGGUCCAGCCUGUUCACACUGCACCCCAGGUAUCAGAUCAUUCAUUCAACAAAUUUUUAUUGUGCUAUUACUAUGACUCAGGCUCUGUGUUCCUACUUUCGAUUCUUUAUACCAAAGUGUGAGCCAGAGGGGUCAUCAGAGUUACAAGGAGUCUGAGAAUCUGGGCCCUCAUUAACUUAUGUGGCAGAAGUAAAAUCAACUCCAUUUGUUGCUCUGAAAAUGUUUCUCCAGGGCUUUCGAUUUUUUACACCAACAGAGCUACCAAAAUGGAGGGAUCUGCCCUGUAUUAUCCAGGUUAUGAGAUGAAAAGUGAGUGUAAAAGCACUUGUCAUUGUGAGAGCUUCCUUCUCCAGUCUUUUCUUCACAGCCACCACCCGCCCACGCUGCUUUUUUCAGCAUUUAGUAUUUAGUAACAGAGACUGAGAGAAUGAUUAAGGAUUGUUUUUAAUCUCAAGGCUAUAAAGGCUUUUCUUAGUUCUUUUGCUUUUGCAAUAUUGCACUUAUGAAAUUUGAAUACUUGUAGAUGUUGUGUGUGAAUAGUUUGGGGGGCCCCUGGGAGAUAAUUCCUGGGAAGAGCUAUUAAAACUGUGCUCAAUUAUUAAAAUUAAUGAGCCCUC